This is a messenger RNA of Chaetomium fimeti, 963 nucleotides long. RefSeq lists its product as uncharacterized. The transcript has 2 exons. The record is from RefSeq and is a predicted model, not a curated record. The coding region runs from base 114 to 845 and encodes 243 amino acids. NCBI's taxonomy places the organism in Eukaryota, Fungi, Ascomycota, Sordariomycetes, Sordariales, Chaetomiaceae.
GUGACUGGAAAGUUGGUAAUCGUGGUCUUUUGGUGUUUGGUGCGUGGCCUGGGCGAUUUCUGGAGGAAGAUGUGCUUCCUUCUUAGCUCGAGCCAAACUCACAAGUCGGAGCAAUGGUCAGGGUUGCGGAGGACUACGCUUAUAGAUCGCUGGGCACCUCGUGCCUGAUGAUAGUUAUCAAAAACCUAUUUGUAAAAACUAUGACAAGCGCAUGUAUUGCUUUCUCGGCCCGAAACUCUACUCGUCGAAGAAUAGACGGCAGGGCUGUUGAUGGUGCAGUUUGGGCCAAUAUCUCGGGGGAUUCGACCGAGCCAGCUGUUCCAGGGCUGCAUGCCGCAGUCCAUCCAUCGGAGUUCAAGAGCCCUUUUGGACUUUGGAAUGCCCGGCCCGGACUGCGAAUCGACUUUACCAGAUUGAAUCUCAUGCGGAUCCUUUCUCCUUGCAGAAAACCGCCGACUUGGCUUUUCUUGGUAUCUGGAGAUCUGUUGGGGUCAUCAACUUUGUGGUUGCUCAAGGGCAUGUCGCGAGAAGGACAAAGACCGGAUCUCCGGCGAAGAGAUAUGAGCGAUGCUGCCACCAACUCACAGGAGGCGGUGGUAAACCGACAAGUCCAUGUCGAACAGCCACUUCAUCCAUCGCACAGUAGUCCGGGGCAUCUCGACUGGGCAAACUGUGAAAUGUCAAGCAGCCUUCCCCCCACACGGAGGCACGACGACCGGGUUGGCGCCAAGGCGAUGGGCACUUGCCGUCAACGGGCUGCGUCUGCGGGAAACAAUCCGGUGAUCCCUCCUGCAGACGCCCGGCUGUUCAGAGGCAUCCCCUGCCGUUUUUUUCCCGGAUUAUAGAUCCAUAGUGUUGAAAGACGUUGCCGCGGGGACGAUCACAAAGAGGCUUGUCUGAACACCGCUGACUACCCUGGUCAGUGAGGGGCUGGUGUCGGAGACGAGAUCGGAGCCCCAGGAU